AUGAGCAUCAUGAUGAAUGCUUACCUGAUUGAAUCCUUGAGAAAUAUUAAGUCUUUUCUAGAUGAUUUAGACACAAAGAUUCCUAAUGCAAGAACAAACGUGGUUCUUCGACUAUCAGAAGAGCAUCUUCUCGACUUGCAGACCGGCCUACGUAUAUUUCACGAGCACGAAGAGUUACCAUUCGACGCCAGUGACAUUAGCAACGUUGAGGAUUCAAAGUUGAACUAUGACCUCAGAUGUUUGUGCCACUAUGUUCAGGAACUAGAAAAUUUAGAGAUCGUGCCGAACGUCCAUCCGCCCAUCUCUCCAGACCUCCUCCACACAUCGCUGGACGACGCCGAAGCAUGCCAGCCGGUGGAUAUAAACCUCGACGACUUUACUAACAUCGUAACGUUGAAUAUCAGGGAGAUCGAUAUUAAGAGAUUAAAGGGCCUACUGGUCAUGGCUGAUAAGAUUAGAUCGAUGUCGCUAACGAGGUGCAAUAUUGGUUCUUUAAAGUCAGUAUUGUGCUCUGCAACGACUUGUAUACCUGAAGAAAAGGAUGACGAUCAGCAGCAGCAACAACAGCAGCUGCAACAGCAACAACUGCAACAGCAGCCGCAACAACAACACAUGUCGGCCAAUUGGUAUAGUUUGAAUGAGUUGAAACUUGCCUUCAACAAGAUAACAUCUAUCGACGAUUCUAUUAAAAAGUUGCAAGCCAGGAUUAUAUCUGAUAUACCAAACCAACAGCAGCAGCAGCAACUACAACAGCAGCAACUACAACAGCUGCAACAACAACAGCAACUUCAGCAACAACAACCAACUCAGUAUAAACAAGUUGUUGUGGCUGAAAUCAACAACAUUAACACUAAAUCUGAUGUUGUUGCUGUGGUUGGCAUGAAAGAAAGUAAUACACAACAACAACAACAACAACAACAACUUAGCCAAGAACAGUUAGAAAACCUACAUCAACAACAGCAGAAACAUCUUCUACUUAAACAACAACAACUGCAACAACAAGAGCAGCAACAACCACAACAAGAGCAGCAACAACCACAACAAGAGCAGCAACAAACACAACAACAGCAACAACCACAACAGCAGCAACAACCACAACAACGACAGCAACAGCAGCAGCAGCAACCACAACAGCUACAGAAGAUUCUGAUUGAAAAACCAUUCGUUAAGGAGAAUGAUAACCACAAUUAUAGAUUCAGCGCUGGGAGCGAGGGUGAUGAUGACAGCGAGGUUAUCAUCUAUGGUGAUAAUAAGAGUGCCGGUGGCGAUUGUAAUACUGAAUGUAGUAGCGUCUACUACGACUUGAGGCAGUCGCCACUGUCGCCAUCAAUCGACCAUCUGUCGCUGAUGACCGUCAGAUCCACACCGUCCAUCCAUCUGAGACGAAAUAAAAGGAGGAAUAAAAGAAGUCAUGAUGAUGAUCUGGCUCUAAAAAUAGAUCCACCAACAAAGAUGAAGAUGGCCAAGAGGAUGGCGAAGGCCGAAGACGCAGACACAAACACAAACCCAAACUCAACUUCAACACCGGUGCCCAUUGGCAACAACGACAACAACAACAUUAACAACAACAAUAACAUCAACAAUAAUAAUAACAUCAUCAUCAACAACAACAUCAACAAUAAAAGUGAUAAUAAUGAUAUUAAUGAUAAUGAUAAUAAAGAUAUAUCGAGACAGCAGCUGCGCUACAACACAAGACAGCUAACCCCACUAGCGACUUCAACAACGACAACGCCGUUGCGUCAACGUCUGCAGUCGUCGCCAGCCAUUGCCACAUCAUCGACAGCCGAACAGAUGCUAUCGUCAUCACCGUCAAUCACAACACCCUCACAACUGUCAUCAUUAUCUCUAAAAUAUCACCUCUCGCCAUUCAUCACUAUCUGUGUAAUUAUCGACCAUUGGUUAUACUACACCAAGAAAAAGCCCCUAGGUCUUAUAGAGGACAAAUUUGACCUCAGAGGCGUCAAAAGAGUUCAAGUUAUAAAUAAAUCAGUAAUUUUGGGAAAACCCGUAGAUUCUAAAAAUACUACUGCUGCCACUGACGCUGUCAAUACUGAUCCUAAUAGCUGUAAUGCUAAAAAUGGUGGUAACUUUGAUGAUGGUGACGUCAAAGAUAGUGGCGUUUGCGUCAAGAUUGAGUUCGAUACUCUGCAGAAGAUGAGGAGAGAGAGAGUGCUGCUGGUCUCAGAGGAGGAUUGCAACGAAUUCAUGGAGCAUGUUUCCAGGUUUAUGAAAGUUCAAGACAGGAAGAAUAUGAUGGAAUGUUUGAAAUGUGGUCACGUGUUCGAGGAUCACGUGACUCUGAUGAACGCCGAUAUCGAAAAGGUGGUCGUUAACGAAACGAAACUGAAGACGAACACGAAGAUUGCUCUCGUUCAGCAAUACAUCAAAGAACAGUGCCCGAAAUGUAGCAGCCCAUUGGUCAUUCACGCUACGCCCAAGCAACUUAAAUCAACUAAUCAGGGAAAAGGAAAUGAAAAGCUGACCAAUCAGAGCAAGGGAAAUGAUACUAAUAGACGGGGCUUGCUGAACGUUAAGCCAUUCACGAUGGCUGAUUUUACUCCACUUAAGAAUUUCAUAAAUAAAUCUUUCUCCUUACUGCCUACAUUGGGAGAUACCGACCAAGCAGCAGCAGCAGCAACUACAGCAACGAUAGCAGCUGCUGAGGUGGACACGCUGACGUCAUCUGGCAACUACACAGCUGGCGAGGCGCCGAAACUUCUUCGUUACCAAGGCAACAACAAGUAGCCUGAUGAUGGUGAUGAUGAUGGCGAUGAUAAUGAUGAUGGUG
Molecule: messenger RNA, 2788 nt
Organism: Helobdella robusta
Lineage: Eukaryota; Metazoa; Annelida; Clitellata; Rhynchobdellida; Glossiphoniidae
Exons: 15
Coding region: 1-2745 (914 amino acids)
Molecular function (GO): protein binding
Source: RefSeq, a predicted model, not a curated record